Ictalurus furcatus (blue catfish) is the source of this 1508-nucleotide messenger RNA. RefSeq names its product nuclear factor of activated T cells 2 interacting protein (gene nfatc2ip). The record is from RefSeq and is a predicted model, not a curated record. Gene Ontology annotation, biological process: positive regulation of transcription by RNA polymerase II; cytokine production. The transcript is spliced from 7 exons. Gene Ontology annotation, molecular function: protein binding. NCBI's taxonomy places the organism in Eukaryota, Metazoa, Chordata, Actinopteri, Siluriformes, Ictaluridae. The coding region runs from base 46 to 975 and encodes 309 amino acids.
CCUGACCUGAUCCAGGCAAGUGACAGUGACAGUGACAUUGAGUUUAUGGCACAGAGCCACCCAAAUCCACCUCCCAAACAAAGGCGUAUCCUCGACCCUUCAGCCAUCACAGCUGUGGCCAUGUACCCCAAUAUGGUCACCCGCAGCCUAAAGCGGAAACCACCUCUCUACAAACAAGUGCACUGCACAGAGGUCAAUGAAGAAGAAGCCAGGCUGUGGCCUCCAUCUCUACCCAAGAGUAAGAACAAGCCAAUCAACAUAAGCCUGAGUGACUCUGAGGAGGAACUAGCACCUGAUAUACCUCAAGAAACCAACCAGAAACUGGCUGCACUUAGCUCACUCGUGUGUUUAACACCCGAAAGACUUGAAGAUAUCCCAAACUUCAGUGACUAUCCCUCCCAAAGAAACGACUGCUAUGAUGAUGGUGACAUUAUAGUCAUUUCCUCUGAGGAUAAACAGAAAAGAUGUCCAGCCAAACCUAAGCCCAGAGAACGUGGCCGAAAAAUCUCACUGAAAUUUUGCUGGAAAAUGGACGUGCACAAAAUCGCAGUGCUUUCAACAGAUCCUCUGAGCAAGGCUGUAGCUCAGUUAGCUGUCAAGCUUAAAGUCCCACCCUCUAAAAUACUGCUAAUGAGGAAUGAUGAUGAGCUUCCUGUGCACUCCACCAUCACGCAGUUAGAUCUGGGCACUGCAGAUAUCAUAGACUGUCUUGUGAUAACCGACGACAAAGAAGAUGAAAGCAGCUGUGAUGUCAUCACUCUGCGACUGAGGGGCAAAGAAAAAGGAUCUGCACAGGAAUAUUCCUUACAUAAGGAUGAUCCUCUGGGUUCCAUCCUGUCACAGUACACUUCAGGUCUGUCUGCCGCUGCUAAGCGCAAGGUCAAAUUCCUCUUCGAUGGGUUAAAGGUGAAGCACAAUCAGACACCUUCACAGCUGGAUAUGGAGGACGGUGAUAUCAUUGAAGUGUGGGCCUGAUUUCUAUAACAGUGAUGUGUCAUAUCAACAUCCCCAUUUGCUUCUUUUUUUUUUCUUGAGGUUUACAUUUGAGUGUAUUUAUAAUUUUUUUCUAAUAUAAAAAUGUACAUAUGUCUAAAUCUACAUCAUGUGUACAGUUUUAUUAUUUUAUUUUUAUAUUACAUAUAUAACAAUAAUAAAAGACUUGCUGUUAUCCAGGGUCAGUUUGUUGAGUCGGGUCUACGUUAACUGAAAUUAAGCGUUAGUAUAAGAACUAUUUGGGGAGGUGACAAACAUGCAGUUUCAAAUGAUCACUGACCGGGUUUAUUGUCAUCUGUUUGAAGACUGACUAGUCAAUGCAUGAUUAAAUGCUUUGUAUGGAAGUUACUCUUGUUCAUUGAUAGGAGAAACAUUAGAUAUUAGGCUUAAAUCUUUCUAUACAACAAAAAUGUAUUUUAUUUGAAGUAUUUUAUAUCGUAUUUGCCCAGCUUGGCCAAGGUUAUAUACAACAGGGCUUCCCAAAUCUUAUCUUAUCUUUUGCAACCUUCAGCCUA